Globicephala melas (long-finned pilot whale) is the source of this 1123-nucleotide messenger RNA. It is a transcript of the gene KCNMB3, whose product is annotated as potassium calcium-activated channel subfamily M regulatory beta subunit 3. Gene Ontology annotation, molecular function: potassium channel regulator activity; calcium-activated potassium channel activity. Gene Ontology annotation, cellular component: membrane; voltage-gated potassium channel complex. NCBI's taxonomy places the organism in Eukaryota, Metazoa, Chordata, Mammalia, Artiodactyla, Delphinidae. Gene Ontology annotation, biological process: detection of calcium ion; potassium ion transport. The record is from RefSeq and is a predicted model, not a curated record.
AUGCACCGGCUGCUGAAGCAGAACCCAGGUGAUAAGGCAGCGGCAGGCAUCGGGCGACCACGGGGAGAAGAGGCUAGGGCUCAGGUGGAAGGAGUCCAUUUUGCCCAGCCCCCUGGUCUCAUGCAGCUGUUCAGCAUCCCCAUGCAAAUUAAACUCCAGGGUGGCUGGAGACGCCAGGGGAGAGCAGAACAGAGAGAGGGAGAGAAGAGGCGUAGGGCCACUUUUGUGGAGCUGUAUGAGGACAGAGGAGAGGUGGGCGAGGGAGACGCCUGCAGGGAGGCCCUCACUGUUCUGAACGGACUGGGCCCUGGGCCAGAAAGCCAUGUGGUGGAUGUGCUGCCUUCUCAACAGCUGGAUAUGAAAGAACAACCAGUUCUUUAUGAGCUUACUGAAAUAUCUCCUUCCCUCUUCCCACAAAGGACAGCCUUUUCUACCUUGGGGAGGAAGAGAAACAUAGACUACAAUGACAGAGAACCGCCAGAUGUGCACAGGAAGCUGCCAUCCAGUGCUGCAGAGGACUGAGCCAUGCUGCUAGGGUUUGCAAUGAUAGGCUUCUCUGUCCUAAUGUUCUUCUUGCUUGGAAUAACCAUCCUAAAGCCCUUCAUGCUCAGUACAACACGUAUUGAGCUUCUACUGUGUGAGAGGCAUUGUGAUUUAUGCUUUGAGGAACCACUCAAGGGAGAAGAAUCUAACUGCACUAUCAUCCACACGCACAUCUUGGACGACUGGAUGGACUCUUUCACCUGUGGUGUGGACUGCCAAUGUCAGGGCAAGUACCCGUGUCUGCAGGUGUUUGUGAAGCUCACCCAUUCAGGUCAGAAAGUGCUCCUACAUUAUAAUGAAGAGGCUGUCCAGAUAAAUUCCAAGCGUGACGUUACAGACUGCAAAGUUAAAGUAAAGCAGACAUUGACAGUUUCUGAUGAGCAUAAACAGUAAGUGCAGUCACAGGCCAAACUUCUUGCCAGGAACAGCAAGACUGGGGAGAGGUCUUAAAUUUAGUGACACUGUAUUAUUCUAUAUUCUCAGUACAAUAACACAUGCACUUGCUGUGUCAAAUACUUUUUGGGCCAUCAUUAAAAGAACAUUUAAAAACAUUUUCCUCCUAACUAAUGCAGUAUACCAU